Molecule: messenger RNA, 2169 nt
Organism: Trichomycterus rosablanca
Lineage: Eukaryota; Metazoa; Chordata; Actinopteri; Siluriformes; Trichomycteridae
Gene: trpv6
Product: transient receptor potential cation channel, subfamily V, member 6
Exons: 16
Coding region: 1-2169 (722 amino acids)
Biological process (GO): calcium ion import across plasma membrane
Cellular component (GO): plasma membrane
Molecular function (GO): protein binding; calcium channel activity
Source: RefSeq, a predicted model, not a curated record
AUGGCGCCGCCUCUUUUGCGCUCUGCCCCAGGGAAAAUAGGCCACUGGUGGAGUCAGCUUAGGUUUCGCCUCCAAAACAGGAAGGGCUGGGAUGAAAUGUUGGAUGAGACAUUCCUUCUUCAGUCUAAAAGAGUAAAUGACAUCCCCCUGUUUUAUGCAACUAAGGCGAACAAUGUGGGCUGCAUUAGGAAACUACUGGACUGCGCUACAACCAAUAUCUUUGAAAGAGGUGCACUAGGUGAGACUGCUCUGCACGUGGCUGUAAUUAAUGAUAAUUUAGAAGCAGCAGUGGCGUUAAUGGAUGGAGCACCAGAGCUUAUUAAUGAGCCCAUGACCAGUGAACUCUGUCAAGGUGUAACAGCACUUCAUAUUGCUGUUGUUAACCAGAAUGUCAAUCUGGUCCAGGAAUUAAUCCAGAGAGGGGCGGAUGUAACCACACCCCGAGCGACAGGCAUAUACUUCUGCAAAAGAAAAGAAGGCCUUCUGUACUAUGGUGAGCACAUCCUGGCCUUUGCUAGCAGUAUUGGUAAUGAAGAGAUCAUCUCCAUGUUAAUAAAGGCCGGAGCUAAUAUUCGCGCUCAGGACUCCUUUGGAAACACUAUUUUACACAUUUUGGUUCUACAGCCCAAUAAAAUAAUUGCCUGUCAGGUAAUGGACCUGCUGCUUACACUGGAUGCUGCACUGGAUCCCAGUGUGCCACUGGAAAUGGUGCCAAACUACAAAGGCCUUACACCUUUUAAACUCGCUGCCAAGAAGGGCAAUGUUGUGGCUUUUCAGCACAUGGUAAAUCGCAGACGCCUUGUCCAGUGGAGUCUGGGCUCCCUAAGCUCAUACCUGUAUGACCUUACGGAAAUUGAUUCCCGCACAGAUGACAUCUCAGUGCUUGAACUUAUCGUCUGUAGUCAGAAGAGACAGGCCAGAAAGAUCUUGGAGGUGACUCCAGUGCAACAAUUAAUCAGCCAGAAGUGGAAUAUUUAUGCAAAAUACUAUUUCAGGUUAUUGCUGCUGGUGUACCUGCUGUACAUCGGGACCUUCACUUUGUGUUGCAUGCAUCGUCCCCUAAAAGACAUUCCUGAGAACUACACAAAAGCAGAAAAUGACCGAACUAUGAAGAUACAGAAAACGCUUAAGGAGAGUUACGUGUCUUACAAAGACCACCUGAGACUGGGUGGAGAAAUCAUCAGUGUUAUAGGAGCCAUCAUCAUUCUCUUGCUGGAGAUACCGGAUAUCCUGAGAGUGGGAGCAAAGCGGUAUUUUGGCCAAACUGCACUUGGAGGCCCGUUCCAUGUAACCUUGAUCACCUACGCUGUGCUGGUGGUGUUUCUCUGCAUACUAAGAGUCACUGAGAUGCCGGGUGAGACUGGGCUAAUGGCUGUGUGUCUGGUGCUGGGUUGGUGCAAUGUCCUGUAUUUUGCUCGAGGUUUUGAGAUGCUUGGGCCCUACAUCAUUGUGAUCCAAAAGAUUAUUUUUGGUGACUUAAUCAAAUUCAUGUGGUUAAGUCUUAUUACGCUUCUUGGAUUCUCCACAGCUCAGUGGACAUACUACAUGACUCAGGAUCACUUGGCUGUACCUUCUUUGCGCUCAUAUCCAGUCGCGCUCUUCACUAUGUUUCAGCUGACUGUGGGUCUGAUUGACAUGCCUGUGGACCACACCAUCUAUACUUACCCCGUAGUGCACCUUGUCUACUGCUGCUUCAGUGUGGUGUCGCACCUCCUUCUGCUCAGCCUCCUCACCGCCAUGAUGAGUGACACGCAGUGGAGGGUCGCACAGGAGCGAGAUGAGCUUUGGAGAACCCAGGUUGUAGCCACCACUCUAAUGCUGGAGCAUCGUCUGCCUCGGUGCAUGUGGCCAAGAUUGGGAUUGUGCGGUUUGCACUAUGGCCUGGGAAACCACUGGUACCUCAGAGUGGAGGAACGCAACGACCAGUUCGUGCAGAAGAUCAGACGCUAUGCAAAUGUGUUCUCAAAAAAUUACGAGUCAGACAAGAAAGAUGGAUCUGAGGGGAGUGACAUGACCCCGGAUCUGUCAGACAUGAAAAACAUGGAUGAAGACAGGGCAAACAAUAACAGAAAGUCAGUGCUCUGCUGGCAGAUUAUACGCCACAGUCUACUUGGAUUAGAGAUAGAGAAAGGAGAGCAACUGGAUGCUCAGGAGAUGAAAUGUGUUUGA